UCCAUAUUUAUUACCUAUGCUAACGCACCUACUACUGUUUAUGUUCACCCCUUCCAUCUCUUUUUACCUAUUUCGACUUAUAUAUUCGCAUCCAAACACUUUCAACAAUAUUCAAUCUUCUUCAACGACUAACCAAGUUCAUCAAAUUAGACAAAAACAGCCUACGAUGGAAAUCGAACUAGCAACAUCAGCUUUGGAAUUCUUGGACGUUCCUGACUCAACCCUUCAACUGGAAGAAUCUUUUAGUGAUUUUGUUGAACUAGUUGAAAGAGUGUCGUCACCUUUACCCAGCAAAAAAUUUAAAAUUCACACUGGAGAUGUAGAAUACGAGGAGUGGUUGAGGCGUUUAGACAAAGGAUUAGCCAAGUUCAAUGCCAGAGGCAUGCGAAAGGGUCACCCCGAUAUUAUUUGCUGCAAUUUAUUAAUUACUAAAAACGAGACCGAAGAUGUUCCUAAUAUAGAACCUGUAAAUCCAAAGAAGAAAGCAAAAUGUUUUGGUAACAUGAAAAGACGUUUUGAAAAUAUGUUUUUCAAGGUGGUGGAAUGUGAACCAUUCGUAAAAGAACCAAAAUGUUUGGAGGAGCAUUAUCACCAUUUAUCUUCCAUUAAUGAAGACCAUGAAACCAAGUUUGCCAUAAAAUUUAGUUGGAUCACCAUGUGGUUUUGAAUGUCCUUUUUGUUAUU
This is a messenger RNA of Aethina tumida (small hive beetle), 684 nucleotides long. RefSeq lists its product as uncharacterized. The record is from RefSeq and is a predicted model, not a curated record. NCBI's taxonomy places the organism in Eukaryota, Metazoa, Arthropoda, Insecta, Coleoptera, Nitidulidae. The transcript is spliced from 2 exons. Bases 17 to 667 code for a protein of 216 amino acids.